GGAGAGAGCUAUAGUUCAGAAAGGAGGAAACAAGGAAGAAAAGAGAGGAAAAGGAGCAGAGCGUUGAUCAUGAAGGCUCUGUUGCUGCUAGUUUUGCCCUGGCUCAGUCCGGCCAACUACACAGACAAUUUGGGCAACCUGCACAUCCUCUAUUCAGAACUGUGUAAAGGAGCCUCUCACUAUGGGCUCUCAGCAGACAGAAAGCGACGCUCGCAGGAGGGCGAAUGCACUGACAGCACCUCAGAACUCACCAUUGCCACCCUGCCCAAUGAUGGCCCCACUUCUGCUGCUGUGGCCCUCCUGUCAGAUGAACCGGGUCUGGUCAACCCUGCCUUUGAUCCCAGCAUGGAGGAUAAUAGUCAGUCAGGCAGCACGACUAGCCUGGCUGCUCGCAGUAGCACAAAGAAGAGUGAGUUCAGAAAUUUUGAUCGCUCUUCAGUGAGGAGUCGCUCCUUCAGGAGGUUGAACAGGGCCUUCAGCGUCUUGAGGAGGACUAAGAGUGGCAACGCUGUUAGCAAUGAGACAUCUGAGGAAAGAGACAAUGCCAGGAAUUCCAGUGUGCCACAGGAAGUGGUGGCUCUUCCUCAGCUCCAUCACCUGAUCCCUGAUGGCGAAGUUACCAGUAUUAAGAUCACACGGGUGGAUCCCUCAGAGCCACUGGCCAUUAGCAUCGUCGGUGGCAAUGAAACCCCUUUAGUUCGCAUUCUAAUCCAGGAUAUCUACAGAGAAGGUGUCAUUGCUCGGGAUGGACGCUUGCUGCCUGGGGACAUGAUCCUCAAGGUAAACGGCAUUGACAUUAGCAACGUACCCCACUGCUUUGCUGUGACCACCCUCAAACAGCCGUGCCAACUCCUCCGGCUAACCGUGCUCAGAGAACAGCGCCAUCGCUACCGCUCACAUUCGCAUGGCCACCCACAUGGCCACAUCACUGGGGGCCACCCAUCACAUGGCCUACCCCAUCAUCCCUUGAGAGAUGAUAGCAUCCAUGUGGUCCUGAACAAAAGUGCUCAAGAGGAACAGCUGGGCAUUAAGCUCGUGAGGCGGCCAGAGGAGCAUGGAGUGUAUAUCUUUCACCUGCUGGAGGGUGGACUAGCUGCACGUGAUGGACAACUGUGUAUUGGUGACCGUGUGCUUGCCAUCAACGGGCACGAUCUACGUUAUGGCGCACCAGAGCACGCUGCUCUACUCAUUCAGGCAAGUGAAGAGCGCGUCCAUUUCAUAGUGUCUCGUCAGAUCUGCCUGCCCACACCAGACCUCAUACAAGAAGAUCCGUGGGGCAUGGAUGGUCCCCCACCAUAUUCCCCUGUGGAUCUAGAGCAAACACUGCUGGACUCUUGUCAAAAGCCUGCAUGUUAUGAGAAGACAGUAAGUCUAAAUAAGGAGCCGCAUGACUCUCUGGGUAUGACAGUGGCAGGCGGCAUGUCCAGCCGAGGGUGGGACCUCCCCAUCUACGUUACAAAUGUGGACCCUGAUGGAGUGGUGGGACAAGAGGGCUCCAUACGCAAAGGUGACAUUUUGUUAAAUGUGAAUGGCGUGGAUUUGACGGGGGUAACACGAGGUGAGGCCGUGGCGAAUUUGAAGAACACCUCCUCUCCUGUUGUGCUCAAGGUCUUGGAGAUGCGUCCUCCAGAGGACUUUGUGCAAGAUUGCACAUUGCCACCUUGUCUUACGCCAUCACCUACAGACAGCAUCAAGAGCCCGGUGCCUAAUGACGAUUACUCCCCACUGUGGGUGUCAUGGCUGCAGCUACCCAGGCAUCUCUACUGCUGCAAAGACAUCGUCCUGCGGCGGAGCACUUCGGGCAGCCUGGGCUUCAGUAUUGUUGGAGGUCAGGAAGAGGUCAACUGCAAUCAAUCCUUUUUCAUCCGCUCGAUUGUGGAGGGGACACCAGCUUACAAUGAUGGCAGGAUAAGGUGUGGGGACAUCCUGCUUGAGGUGAAUGGAAAGAGUACUUGGGGGAUGACACACACAGCACUGGUUCGCCUUCUGAAGGAGCUCCGUGGCAGAAUCACCCUGACCAUAGUGUCCUGGCCUGGUAGCCUGCUGUAGCAGUGCUUUAAGCCAUCCAGCACUGUUUCGGUGGCAGUGACCAAGGAAUGUCAAAGGCAGAGCUUUAGUCUGGCUGACUACCUAAUUUUGCUGUGAGGGAGAAGCUUAGAAUAGUCGUGUAGCUGUUUGGAUACCUCACGUCUGAUGGACAGCCGUGACUUCGGCAGGAGUUUGGAGGGGGACGGACAUAAGACUGGAUUGUUACCAGAGGUUAACGUGCCCCUCAGAAAAUGCUGAACAGGGAGGAUCCAGGCUUGAGACACUUUUAACUAAGAUGUUGGGUGUUAUCAGUUUAGAGGACAUGAUCAUUCUCUGGCAUCGAGUGGGAGUACCGACAGGAGACACAACAUGUUGCCAAUUCCAGUAGUUAUAUGUUAGGAUAUGCGUUAAGUUGGACUCACAUUUCUCUACUGUAACUGUUGGGUGUCUAAAAAAGAUCCAAGCACUUGUAAUAUGUUUAUUUUGUUUGUUUGUUGUAUGGCCUUUUAAUGUAGGCUUUAUUCUGUUUGUACUGACAGUGGUUGUCAUCUUCAUCUGUUUAUCUGAAGACCACGUUGCCAAGUAGUAGUCUGUGAGGUUUUUUAUGUUAUGUCAGAAGCUAUGGCUAAACUGUCAAACCACUGGCAAAGAAAAUAUGUGAAAAAAAUAAAGGAUUAAUGUGUUCAUAACAUGUUAAAAGAUAUUUAAUUAGAUAACAGUGUGGAGGCCUUACUAAUUUUCUUACAUUUAAGAAAAAAAAAUGACUUGGUUUCUGUGUAUCAGUGGAAGGGCUGAGGCCCAUCUACUGCAGUUCUAUCUGUCACGCUUCGGCCUGUGUAGUAUAUCUGAUGGUACAUUUGGUUAACUGAUCAAUAAAAUCAUUUGAAAAAUUG
Molecule: messenger RNA, 2921 nt
Organism: Pelmatolapia mariae (spotted tilapia)
Lineage: Eukaryota; Metazoa; Chordata; Actinopteri; Cichliformes; Cichlidae
Gene: lnx1
Product: ligand of numb-protein X 1
Exons: 10
Coding region: 70-2049 (659 amino acids)
Biological process (GO): ubiquitin-dependent protein catabolic process
Cellular component (GO): cytoplasm
Molecular function (GO): ubiquitin-protein transferase activity; protein binding
Source: RefSeq, a predicted model, not a curated record